Molecule: messenger RNA, 1005 nt
Organism: Austrofundulus limnaeus
Lineage: Eukaryota; Metazoa; Chordata; Actinopteri; Cyprinodontiformes; Rivulidae
Product: brain-specific angiogenesis inhibitor 1-associated protein 2-like protein 2
Biological process (GO): actin filament bundle assembly; positive regulation of actin filament polymerization; actin crosslink formation
Cellular component (GO): nucleoplasm; cytosol
Molecular function (GO): protein binding
Source: RefSeq, a predicted model, not a curated record
UCAGGGCUGGUUCCCUGCUGCAUAUGUGGCUCCUAAUGAAGAUUUCUCCAACACCUUAGCGAUCAGCACUGGUUCUCUAAAAAGCCACAGUAUGAACAAUCUGCAGCACACUGACACUUACGCCAAACAAUCUGAGGGCAAGAGUUAUGGCGAUAUCCCUCCCCCGGUCACACCCACCCGUAGAGCGUCUGUAGACGUCCGGCUGAUCUCUUCGGUCCCUGCGAAGAUGGCAGAACCAGAAACAAUAUCUGCACCCCCUCCUCCACCAUCCUCACAAAGUCUGAAUCCCAGAAGGGGCUCCGCAGAUUUUCGAUCGACCUCUCUACACCCUGAUAGGAAGAGUGACGGACCUUCUGAUGUCCAGACGUUAUCACCACCUGGACCUGAAAACCCUCUGUUUCCCAGAGGUACAAACCCGUUCGCCACAGUGAAGCUUCGCCCCACGACGACGAACGACAGAUCAGCUCCUCAGAUCCACUGAUCAGUCAGCGCUGAUGGAGGUGGAGUUUGAGCUGUGACAUCAGCACACGGAGGCAGGAGACACAAGUUCUUACAUCACUGAUAUAUAAAUGCUUGAAGGACAGAAAAAUGAGAGUUAACAUGAGGUACUUUGUUUAUCAUAAGGGAACUUUAUUAUAGUUAAUUAAUUCAAACCACAAAGUGGAACGUUUGUUUUAAAAUACUUUGUGCAGCUGGUAUGUUGUUUUGUGUUUGCUGUGGUGAGACUAUAGAAGGAACAAUGUUAGAAAAAUGUUGUUUUAUUUGUUUUAAUUAUAUGUUGACUUGUUGUUUCCCCUUUUGUAUUCUCUGCUAAGCUGUGUGGCUUCAUCACGAGCUUACUGUAUGUCUGAAAUUUGUGGUAACUUUGUUUAAUGAUGGACAAAGAAAAAGCAAAUGUUUGCAAAAUUUGCUCUCAUUUGAUAGUCCUUUUUUUGUUUGUUUUACUCUUGUACAUUUCGUGAAUUUGAUUUGUGAUCACGAGUAAAAACAACUUAACACACACUA